AUGGGGAGAAGAAAAACCAAAUUCCGUAUUAAACGAAUGGUCACUGAACGGCGAGUUCCUCCUCGACCUCAGGCUCAAACUCAACAACAUCCAAUUGAAGAAAAGGAAAAAGAGUUAUCAGCUGAAGAUAUAGCUAAUGGAACCACGUCCGGCUUCAGCGGAAAAGCAAAAAUCAUUCGAAGUAGUGAUGGUAGAAUGGGCAUGCUCUUACCUGACAAAACUGAGCAAAAGCCUAUCGAUCUCAAAGAUUUACCUGCCAAUGGGUGUACGAACAGAAGAGUAAAAACAAAGCCUAAAAGGAUUCCUCCCAAUACUUAUGAUUUCACAUCGGAUAACUUAUAUGAGCAGAUUAACAUUUUCAUCAACAGGCUAGCAGAGGUUGUAAACUCUCUGAUGAAAAGCUACCAUGACUGCGGAGGGCAAGCCUAUGUUUACAAUCAACAUAUUGAGAGAGACAUGGCAAAAGAAGAAAAACUCGAUAAAAGAAGAUGUGUUAGUAUGUCAAAGAAGCUUUCUGAUCUUCAACUCAAUGAGGGAGGUGUACCGACCCCUAGAGAGAAUCUCAGGCUGCCUAAGGAAGUAUUGCAAUCAUUCCAAUUCGAAGAUCUCUACGCAGAAACCAAACAACAGUUCUUUGUCAAACAAGUGAACACAGCUUUGGUUGUAAGAGAGUUAUCAAAAGCCGUCAAGGCUUGGUUCCUAUUGGACAAUAAGCUUGGAGUUGUACGAGUAGCAUCCUGGACUAAUCAAAGUCAUAUAAGAGAAGAUCUCUGUUUGUUCUUGGAAAAGGUGAUGCUCACUCAGCAUAUCAGCCGAAUCAAGUCGUAUCUUUCGGAUCGAAAAUCCGAUACACAGCACUACGUAUAUACUCGUGACAUUUCGAUGGAGUUGGAGCAUGGGGAAAUCAUCGGAGACGUUUAUUAUCCCAUAUAUCCGAAGAAACCAGUUCAAUACAACUUCCUCAAGAAGCCUCGACCUAUGGAACCAAUAAUAUUCGAUUAUUUUCUUAACGCUGAACAGAAAGAGCUAGCUAUGAAUUUACGGGUACAGUUCGUGUUCUUCUAUCGGAACAUGGCAGCUAAGCAUUCUGGAAAUGUGAAUUUUUGGGCGUUUGUUGAACAUGCCAUUGAUCACGUUCUAUCUCUGGUUGGUCUGGACAGGUACAUGAGACAAGAGGAUGAAGAAUUUUACUUUGCCAAGUCUGUGGAAAUUCUUCUCCGAUUGCAAGCUCUUUCUGAGGCUGAUGUUAUGAGCGAUAGCCGAUGCAUGCUAGUUCCCACUGCACGCGAAGAUAUUCUCAAGCUUUCUUCCUUCAUCUACCAACUAACAGAGACAGAAGGAUUUUUCCCCGUUCUCCUUCAUCCAUUAACUUUCAACCCACCAGUGUUUUCAUACUAUCAAAACACUCCGUAUCUGAUGACCGAUUGUCCUGAUCCUGAAGAAGUUAUACGUGCCAAGAGGCAGGAGAAUGAUCAUGGUCGAUUGGAUCGUAAGCUCUUCGACCCAUCCUACUCUGUUGAUUCUUUGUUGAUUGUGGAACAAACGAAGCCUAACCCAUAUGCGAGAAUUAGAUGUGAGAAUAAAACGAUAUUCCACAUGGAUCUCUCCGAAUAUUCAGCUUACAUGUUGGAAAGACAACGACUAGGUUUGCCGAUGCAUUGGGAGAUUGAUCUCAAAGUACUAUUCAAUGCUGUCUCUCUCUUCCAAAUCGAGAAGGAGCUUCAGAAGCUUCAUAUUGAGCCUGGUUACAUCGAACAAGUUAAACGAAUUUAUCAUCUACAACAGCUCCAGCAAAUGCAGAUGCAGUUCAUUUGUUCACCAACAUUCUACGGAUCCAUGCAUCAGGAACCUGAUAGUAUAAAACCUCCAGUUAUACCAACUCCUUCUUAUGGAGAUAUGAUGAGCGAAUGUAAGUUCUGA
This is a messenger RNA of Auanema sp. JU1783, 1920 nucleotides long. The record is from the annotation of a GenBank genome assembly. NCBI's taxonomy places the organism in Eukaryota, Metazoa, Nematoda, Chromadorea, Rhabditida, Rhabditidae.